Molecule: messenger RNA, 641 nt
Organism: Nicotiana tabacum (common tobacco)
Lineage: Eukaryota; Viridiplantae; Streptophyta; Magnoliopsida; Solanales; Solanaceae
Product: small ribosomal subunit protein bTHXc
Biological process (GO): plastid translation
Cellular component (GO): plastid; ribosome
Source: RefSeq, a predicted model, not a curated record
ACACAUUAUCCAUAAAAAAUAAAGGUUUUGAAGGCCACAACCUUAAUCCUAUCUCACUCUAUCACUUCAACUGCAAUGGCGUCGUCGUUACUUGGAGCAGUUCCUAUGGCUUUCUUUCCUAAUCUAUCUUUCUCUCGUUCUCUUUCCAUAUCCGGCGCCUCAGUUUCAGCAACUUCUUCAGCAUCAGUAUCUUUAGAUGUCACCUUUGCAAAUCUUCCAUUGAUUUACUGUGGCAGAGGAGACAAGAAAACUGCAAAAGGCAAGCGUUUUAAUUACUCCUUUGGGAAUGCAAGGCCAAGGAAUAAGAAGAAGGGAAGAGGGCCACCUAGGGUUGCAGCACCACCAGCAGCUCCAAAAAGAGAUCCAUUUGAUGAUGGACAAGUCGUUAAAAUUGAGAUUGUUGAGUCCUAAUUUACUGAGUUAGCAAUUUUGCCUGCAAUUUUGUAGCUCAAAUCUCUGCAAUUUGUUAAUUUCUGUGAGUUACCAAAAUUUAAGGUCGAUUAGUUUACUUGUUGAACUGAUAUUUUUAGUUUGCCUGAAUGUUCUAAGUUAAAUGUUCCUUUCAUUCAAAUUAUGUAUGGAGAGAUAGCACUGUUUUGAGAAAAAGAGAACAAAAGAAAAGAAGAGUUCCAAUUCUAUAA